Drosophila innubila is the source of this 2457-nucleotide messenger RNA. RefSeq names its product CAP-Gly domain-containing linker protein 1. The coding region runs from base 1 to 2427 and encodes 808 amino acids. The transcript is spliced from 6 exons. The record is from RefSeq and is a predicted model, not a curated record. Lineage: Eukaryota; Metazoa; Arthropoda; Insecta; Diptera; Drosophilidae. Gene Ontology annotation, biological process: cilium assembly. Gene Ontology annotation, cellular component: axoneme; ciliary basal body.
AUGCUUGACAAAUCACAAACAACUUGCACGAGGAUUUUGUUGUUUUUUUUUUCCUUUUAUUUUUGCUCUCUUUUUUCUUUUCUUUCUUUUGUUAUGCAUCCUGACAGAAGGAGCAACAACAACUGUGAGUCAAUGGCAUUUAACUUCAUUCUGCUGCCACUGCAGCUGAGGAAGUCCCUUGAAUGCUUGGCUAAUAGUCCUGACCACUGGCAGAAGUCUGUGUGCUCACAUAAUGAACCAGACGAAAAAGCGUCUAAAGACUUAUCACAAAAACGUGGGGAAGAGACAGCAGAGUUAACGGUUUCGUUGGAUUCAGAUACUUUGGAUACUAAAGAUAAUAACCUAAGGGAUAUAUCGAUUUCAUCGGGAAACUCAAUGAAAAAAAUUGGUCCAAAGAAAGCAGACGUACAAUCCUUAAAGAGUUCAAUCAGUAAAGUCAGCAAAGCCAGUAAGGCAAGUAAAGGAAGUAAAUAUUCCGCAUUGUCAAGAAAAAAGGAAAAAGUAAAAAAAAUGCGCCCAAAAAGUGACUCCGUCUCGCGACAAAGCUUGAGGAUGAGCUUGUCGAAGAUAAAUAAGAGAUACAGCGAUGCCAGUAUCUAUUCAAGAACUUCGAGCAUUAAUCGAUCGAGCAGCUUAAUGAGAUCAUCACGUGUUUCCCGCCUAUCUGUAACAUUAUCUCAGGAAUCAAAGAUAGACGACUUAGCUAUGGGAUUGCGAAAAGCCAAGAAAUCCUUAGGUACUAAAAGACAUGUAGAAAAAAUGAUAAAAGUGGAUGACAUAUUUCACUCGGAUGAUAUAUCAGAGACUUCACAAGUAGGCGAAAUGGAGGAUGAGGGGGAAGCGCAAAUAAAUGUACGCUACAAGAUGUUGGAGCUCCUUAGGCAAUUACCAGAUAUUAAUGAUUUAUCCGCAACAAGUUUGCUUUCGCCCACAAAACAAAAGAGAAUAAAAAUAGAAAAUGCAGAUGAGAAUGAAGAUCUGGGAAUAUUUGUUGCCCCCAUGAGUCAAUUUGAUGAAGUUCCUGAGACACAGACAGUCGAACUUCAAGGUAUGGAGGAAGAAGAUCAUUCGUCUUCUGCAGAAACAAGUUCUUGCAGCAGAUCUAUUACACUUGGAAGUGAUGAUACACUCUUAAAUUUGCCAAGUUAUCCUUCACUUGAAGUCGAACUCUUCACAUUGCAACCGCUCGAUGAAAGAAUUCAAUCAUUUUCCAAGGAUAUAGUUGAAAAAAUGACGGAAGUUGAGAUUCGAAACAGUCUGGUGGAUUUCUUAGGUACCGAGGAUCGGGAACAGCGAAAAUUAGUUAACGCUAUUUGCGUACAAUUUGUUGAUGAUGUGAUCGGCCGUGUUGUUAGUAAAUGUGAAGAGGAGUCUGUGAGAUUGUUGCGAUUACUUGAUAAAGAGAAAUUGUGGAACACUUUGAGAUCGUUAUUGGAUCAACUGAAUGAUGAGUCUUUAAUUCGCAAUAAGCUCGAAAGAAUGACAACCGAACAUUUUAUGCGAAAAAAAAGAUUCGUUUUUAUCAAAACACCAAAGAAUUUCGAUGAUAUCAACUAUCAGCGAUAUAAGAGUGCCUUAAUUGAUUAUGACAGGCAACUCGAGAUCGAGGAAAAGACAAAUAAUAUGAUUCAAGGACGUAUGGCAGAUUUGCGUAAAGAGUUUCAGGAUCAACAGAUUUACAGAGAAGAGAAACUAAAAGAGUUUGAGCAAACUGUAAGACAGACUUUACUCCAAAAUGAUAGUUUCUGUCAUCUGGAAAAUAUGGUAGAUAAUGCUCUAACAAAUAUGUCUGCGAUUCAUAAUGAAGUCUCCGAUAUGCGACUAGAAUUGAUUUAUGCUCAACAUCGAUAUGCCGAUAUGAUCAAUAAAUCGGAGGCGUUGGAGGAACUGGGUUUCGGUCUAAAAAUGCGAGAAUAUCUCACACGGCAGGAAGAUGCUGAAUUGCUUUCCUUAAAAAUUGAAGAACGCAAUGAUGAACUCAAUCGUCUUCACAUGAAAAUCAAUUAUGAUGUCCAUGCUUUGGCCCAUCUAAAGUGCAAGGAGGAAAUGUGUCGCAGGACACACAAUCGCAUGAAGGUCAAGCUGCUCAGCUGCAUGGAAUGGAAGACCCACUUUCGACAGCAGAUCUAUCAGGCAAAGCUUAAGCAUAAUGCUAUCAUUAGGGAGAUAUACAAAAUGAAAACCGAUGGCAGUCUACUUCAUUAUCCUCCCCUCCUCUUGGACUUUGACAAAACAGUAGACGAAGUGCGAUCAAAGCAGAAAUCAGUUGAAAAACUUCGAAAUAACUAUAAAAACCUGAUCAAUCGUAUAAAAGUGGCCGAGGAGAUGUUAAUGCCGAGAAAAAAAGGUUCCAUAUCGCCGAAGGCAUCAAGAGACUUAUCAAUCAUCGAUGCAGAAGUUAUAGUCACUCCUUUAACACUUUCAUAAAUAAUAAGAAAGAUUUGUUGCUUUAAACAA